CGAUGCCAGGUCCAGUGGACAGACUUCAGACGUCUCUGUGUGUCCGGUCCUGUCCUGUCCUGUCUCUGGUUGCCAGGUUACAGACGCUGCUGCACCCGCACGUUUAAAAAUGUCUACACCUGAAACUCCACCACGUCUAAAGAAGCAAAAACGUUUGCAAAUGUACAGACUGGAGUGGGAAGAGUGGAACCCCUGGCAAUGGAUACAAGGCAAACUGUGUUUUCUGUUGCUCAUGGACUGGCUGAAGUAAGGCAGCAUCAGGAGACAAACAUGGAGGAAAUAUGAGAACAGAGAGAACCCAACCAGCAGGUCAUAGUUUAUCAUCAUCUAAUCAUCUCCUGAAGUCCAUAUGGUAAGGGACAUCAUGAUGAGAUCAGCUAUAUUUCCUACAGUAUAUAGCUGUGAAUUUACCAGAGGAUGCUUAUAAUAAUGCUGAUGUGGCCGUAGACUACACUAUUUUAGUGACUCAGUAAAUGCCUAAGUUGGUUAUUAUUUUUUUUAAUGCUUUUUAGUUUUUAAUAAACAUUUAUUUAAUAGCCUAUAUGUAAUCAAACAUGGCCUUUGCCUAAAAAGAAUAAUAUUUCAUUGCACAAGUAAACGUAUAGUAAUUUUUGAAACUGUUCAAAUUAUUAUAUGUUGCUAAAAAACAAACACAAACAAAAAACACAUCAUAGUAAUAUGUCAAUUAAAAAAGCCAAUAGCAUAGCAUGUUCCCAACAAACGUCAUAGUAUAGCAUGUCGCCCAACAAACGUCAUAGUAUAGCCUUUGGUCCAGAAAAUGUCCAUAGUAUAGCAUGUCAUCCAACAAAUGUCCACAGUGUAGCAUGUCGCUCUAAAAUUGUCAUAGUUUAGCAUGUUGCUCUUAAAACGUCAUAGUAUAGCAUGUCGUCCAACAAACGUCAUGGUAUAGAAUGUCGUUCAAAAAACGUCAUAGUAUAGCAUGUCACUCAAAAAAUGUCACAGUGUAGCCUUUGGUCUAAAAACGUCAUAGUAUAGCAUGUCGUCCAACAAACGUCAUAUUAUAGCCUUUGGUCUAAAAACAUCAUAGUAUAACAUGUCGCCCAAAAAACGUCAUAUUAUAGCCUUUGGUCUAAAAACAUCAUAGUAUAGCAUGUCGCUCUAAAAACGUCACAGAAAAGCCUUUAGUCCACAAAACGUUAUGUCCCGGCUGUCUGAAGUAGGUGAGGAGCAACACAAAAACAGUACUAAUGCUGGUUUCCAGAGGGUUUGACGAGUAUUUAUUUGAAAGACUAAGUUUACAACAACACAACAUGUGAGGGGGUUAAAAGCAAAUGGGUGUUAGUAAAAUAAAAAUAAAUAAACAGAACUAAAAGUGAACUUCAUGUUGACAUUGAUGGGCAUUCCAACCAGGAACAAAGUAAAAGAUAAUCAAUACGAAAAAAAAACUCUUCCUGUUCACCUCUUAAAACCCCAAAACACACCGCAGUAGCACCCUAAACUAAAACUACCAAUGGGUUCCCUGUUUUCCUUUCUGAACAAGUCAAAGGUCCCUCUCUAUCUCCCCACACAUCCACCAACCACUGGAACACAUCUCCAAAGUUCUGCCGGGCCAGCUCAGCUUCCCUUCAGAAGAAGUUCCACCAGAUGAAGGAGCCUUUUGAGAGGCAGCUGGCAUCGUGAUUGGACUGUACUUUGGUCUGUUCCAAUCCAGCUUCAGCUCCAGAGACGGCAGGCGGGACGAGUCAACGGAGGCCGGGUGGACGAAGGCAUGCAGCUGAGUACAAUCCAGAAAACAACAGAGGAGGAAUGCAGCGGCCCAGGGCCAAAACAAACAGAUACCCGCAUGCAGUCUCUGCAGGUGGACUCGGUCCAGCGCUGGAUGGAAGACCUUCGCCACAUGACAGAGGUAGAGUGUAUGUGUGUCCUCCAGGCCAAACCCAUCGGGGUGGAGGAGGACUCCCAGCAGGGAGAGCUGAUUGUGGCCUCCGGGGUUGGUGCAGGGGACCAUGUGGCCAGGAACAACCUGCAGACGCUCCUCCGCCGAGCGCUGGUGGUCAGCACGGAACUGGGCAAGAUGUUCCAGCGACUGGAGAAGGGGCGCUGGCAGAGGGUCCACAGCACGGCCGUACGGGCAAACUGCCAUGUGCGAUCACUGGUGCAUGAGUACAGCGCUGCACGAAGCACACCGCCUGAGAUGCAGAAGUAUGAAAAAUCAUUGUUAGAAAAGUGUAUGGAGCUGACAAAUAUUACGGAGAGGUGCCUUCACACUGAUGAUGAAUUCUUCCUGAAAUCCAUGAGGGAGGCCAUCCAUGAGAUCCUCACAGAUGUCAGUGAUUCAUUCAGCAACAUGAUCGACAUGGCUUUAGCCAAUGAGAUCCGGGUCCUGAUCAAACAGAUUGAAUCAUCUGACAGCAUUCACACUAUUGGCAGUGCCAUUAGCAACCUGCUGUCCCUCACCCAAGAUGGACCUCAGCUCUGCAGCAUCAUCGCCAAGGAAGGAGCUGUGGUGGCUCUGUUUAAGAUCUGCAGGCAGGACCGCUUCAGAGACCUCUACGCUCACGCUUUGAGAACAGUUGCCUCCAUCUGCUGUGUGGAGGAGGGGAUUAACCAACUGGACAAGGUGGAUGGGAUCCUGUGCCUGGCGGACAUCUUGACCGAUGAAAGCAGCGUGGAAGCAGCCAGGGCCGAGGCGGCGGCGGUCGUGGCUCAGAUCACCUCACCUCACCACACAUCCACACAGCACCUCGCCAGUUUCCUGGAGAGCAUGCACGACAUCGUCACUGCACUCAUCAAGUUGUGCGAGAGCGCCUCCUGUGGUGAAGUAUUCCUCCUGGCGUCUGCAGCCUUGGCCAACAUCACCUUCUUUGACAGCAUGGCCUGUGAGAUUCUCCUGCAGCUUAAUGCCAUCCAAAUCCUGCUGCAAGCCUGCAAAGACCGCCAGAGAGUUGACACACCUUACUCCAAAGACCAGGUGGUGACGAUCCUGGCAAACCUUUCAGUUUUAGAGCAGUGUGCUUCUGAAGUCCUGCAGGAACAAGGAAUAGAGCGUCUGCUACUGCUGCUGGGAGAGAAGCCGUCCUCCACCAGUCCAUCAGAGGGCGCCGCCUGUGAGCGUGUCCAGCAGAAAGCUGCAGUGACUCUGGCCCGUCUGAGCAGAGACCCUGAUGUGGCCCAAACAGCCAUCCAGCUCAAAGCUGUUCCUCGUCUUAUUGAACUGUGUCGCUCCCCUACUGAGAGAAAUAACAGCGACUCGGUGCUGGUCGCUUGCCUGGCUGCUUUGAGGAGGCUGGCAGCAGGAUGUCCAGACAGCAUUGAGGCAGCCGACCACCAGCAGCUGAUCAAACCGCGGCUGGUCGACUCUUUCCUGCUGUGUUCCAACAUGGAGGAGAGCUUUGUAUGACGGCCUGCAGACCACAACACUGAGACAGGAGAGCUGAACUCAUGUACAUGCAAGACCAUGUACUCUAAAAGACUGCAUCUAUUUCAUGACUUUCUGUCCUGAGAACAACUCCCAAAUUUUCAUUCUGGACACUCUUAAUUUGGAUGAAUGAAGAAGCUUGAAUGGAUGCAGAAGACAUGUGUAAAUAAAUAAAUGUGACUCCUUGUGUAACUUGGUGAUCACAUUAAAUGCAAUGAAUGUGUACUGUGUUUGAAAAAAAAAAGGGCUCAUUAAAUCAUUUUAUUCCACAGAGAACAUAACAUCAGUAAUUAUGUCAGUAAUUUUUUCCACGAGUAGGUGCUACUUUUUAAAAAUAAAAGUAUAACCUGUUCGGAAAUGAAACACUUUAUAUUCUACCAUCGUGCAAUUCUUUUUUGUUCUGGUCUAUACGUAUUGUUUCCAAAGCAUUUUGGCUAUCUACAAAACAGAUAAGAAUCUUUCACAGAAAUCCUUAUCUGAACUGUUAAACAACCAAGUACCAAGAUGUAUGUCUAGUUAAAUUCUUUUUAACUGUCAGCAGCCACUUUACUUUGAUAACCAUUCAUUACUAAAUUAUUAUUAUUACAUUACAUGUUUUCAGUAUUUUGUGAUUGAGGUAUAUGGCAACAUGAUGUGCUUUUCCUGGUCAACAAUACAUAUAUUGCUUGUUAAAGCGCAUUUUUUGGCACAUUGAGUUAUUCACUUGAAUUUAUUUGCCAUUAAUCCCAAAUUUAUAUUUGCUACUGGAAAAUGAAUCUUAACAAAUUGCCUUGAAUUUGAAAAUGCUUUUUAUUUAAAGAGAAUUACUAUUGUUGUAUGCAAUGCAUGGAAUAAAGGCAAUCAGCUGUCUCA
Molecule: messenger RNA, 4231 nt
Organism: Amphiprion ocellaris (clown anemonefish)
Lineage: Eukaryota; Metazoa; Chordata; Actinopteri; Pomacentridae
Gene: insc
Product: INSC spindle orientation adaptor protein
Exons: 12
Coding region: 1730-3361 (543 amino acids)
Biological process (GO): establishment of mitotic spindle orientation; apical protein localization; regulation of asymmetric cell division
Cellular component (GO): apical cortex
Molecular function (GO): cytoskeletal adaptor activity; protein binding
Source: RefSeq, a predicted model, not a curated record